Camellia sinensis is the source of this 1086-nucleotide messenger RNA. Lineage: Eukaryota; Viridiplantae; Streptophyta; Magnoliopsida; Ericales; Theaceae. The record is from RefSeq and is a predicted model, not a curated record.
CCGGCCUCCUCUCCUUCACUUCUCUCGCCGACAACGUCAAGUGGCGCUGAAGAGAAUAGAGAACAAGAUCAAUCGGCCAGUGACUUUCUCGAAAAGGCGUUCUGGGUUGCUGAAGAACGCUCACGAGAUCUCUGUCCUUUGCGACGCCGAUAUCGGUCUCAUCAUCUUCUCCGCCAAAGGCAAGCUCUUCGAGUACUCCACCACUUCCUGUAUGGAAAGAAUCCUUGAACGAUAUGAGAGAUAUUCAUAUGCAGAAAGGCUGCUUGUUGCAGCCGAUAUUGAUUCACAGGUACGCUGGACUUUGGAACACGUGAAACUCCAGGCCAGGCUAGAGGUUCUAGACAGAACCCAAAGGCAUUUUAUGGGAGAAGACCUUGAUACAUUGAGUGUCAAAGAACUUCAGAGUUUGGAGCACCAGCUUGACUCUGCUCUUAAACAUAUAAGAUCAAGAAAGAAUCAACUAAUGAAUGACUCCAUCUCCGAGCUUCAGACAAAGGAUAAGGCACUGCUGGAGGAAAACAAAUUGCUUGCAAAGAAGAUUAAGGAAAAGGAGGGGAAGGCUCUUGCCCGACAUGCACAAUUGGAGCAGCAAAACCAAGACCCAGCUCAGAUUCGGUUUACACCUCUCUCUCUCCGCAAAACCCACCAUUUGUUUUUUAACCCACUUCCUCUCUCCACUCAAGGACAUGCACAUCUUUGUCCACUUUUCAACCCUUUCCUUCCUCUUUUUGCACCCCACUCACAGAUUCACACACCAUCACUAGUUUUUAAAUCAUUAUUUUAUGUUUUAUUUUUUCUUUUUGAUCAUUACACCAUUGCCCCAACAUCCUCCACUCACAAAUAUUCUCCCUUUUCUUUCUCUAUUUUUUAUUCUUAUUAUUAUUAUUAAACACAACAAAAACAAACCACCCCCGACACACCCACUAUCUCUUACAAUCAUUUAUCAUUUUUUUUUUUCCACCCACUAUCUUUUAAUAUGUAAACAUAUACAUAGAUAUACAUUGACUUCAAUUUCUUUUCUUUUCUCUCUUUUCUUUUCUUUUCUAUCUAUCAUAUAUAUUAUUAUUAUUAUUAUUAUUAUUAUUA